AUGACUACCAAGUUUCUCCGGGACUUCCUGCCCUCAACGAUGAGUUUCAGAACAGAAGGAGGAACGAUACAUGCAGACGCAGGCGCGAGCAUGAGCCACGAACAUUUCGAGCAAGCACGGUCUUCAUCGCCAUUCUCACCACUUCCGCAAGAACUGAUUGAGCUCAUCAUUGAACACAUCAGUGUGAACGACUUAUGCGGUCUCCGGUCCGUCGACCAGGAACUAUUCCAGAGGACUCAGCGCACGUUUGUGAGACGCGCCUUCAACAACAUGGGCGUCCUCGUAUGCGACGAAGAAGGACUCCAAAUGGCAUGCAAUGUGGCAAGCCAUCCUGUGUACCGUGACGCGAUCCACCAUGUAUCGAUCUACAUGGACCAAUGCUGCGAAUGCGAACCUGACUCGAUUCCGUUGAAACCGGCACUGACAGGUCCUGUGCUACCUGAUCCCGCACAGUUCGAGCGUUGCCUACGACAACAGAAUAUGCGAAGCUCAGGUGUGGAUUUGGAACUCCUGACCAAAUUGCUCUCGCUCCUCAAGGUGCGAGGCAAGCUAAAAAGCAUCACCGUUAGGACGGAAUCGUUCACCACACGCCCACGUCCCAUCCUCGGAAGCGAAUUCGCAGGAACCAACCCCACAGAUGAGAGUGUCUUCAACAGUCGUCAAUGCUAUCGAGGGAGCACUACCGAGCAAGGGCCACUGUGGUGCAUCGGAGUCACUCUUCGAGCUCUCCUUGGUAGUAAAGUCUUUGAGGUUGCUGAGCUUGGCCUGCUUGGCCCCCUGCGAGGCGAGAUCCUCACGGUACAGACCAUCUUUCCUUUGUUCAAGAAAUUGCUGGAGACUCUGCCCAAGCUUCGCAUCGAUGCUGCCAGGGAAGCGUCGAGAUGGGGACGACCUCAAUGGAACAUGCACGAUGUCGUAACUAUCUUGGGCACCGCACUGCAACUGGAGUGCCUUCAUGUUGAUGCAUGGACCCCUUGCUACAGAAAGCCCGUACAGUGGUUUGUUGGGACUCUGCUCCUGAACAAGCUCCCAAGCUCAAAAACCUCAUUCUUGAGAAAGGUCAAAUGGACAUCACUGACCUUGCAGCCAUAUUGA
Cercospora beticola is the source of this 1095-nucleotide messenger RNA. RefSeq lists its product as uncharacterized. Gene Ontology annotation, molecular function: protein binding. The record is from RefSeq and is a predicted model, not a curated record. Lineage: Eukaryota; Fungi; Ascomycota; Dothideomycetes; Mycosphaerellales; Mycosphaerellaceae.